AUGGGAACGGAGUUGGUUAUAUCGAAAAAAUACUCAUUGAUAGACUUACCGUUGAAUAUACUCUUUCAGAUAUUAUCAGAUUUAGAUUUAUAUGAGUUGCAAAAUGUGUCAAAAACAUGCAAGAUUCUAAGAAGCUUGGCCAAUGAAAGCUAUAUCUAUAGGAUUAAUUCGAGGGAUAAUAAUAGCCAGAGUAAUAAGUUGACAAAAAAAAUGGCGAUUGAUGUAUUUAAUAUUUUAAACAACAGUAGAAUAGCUAUUCAGCAAUUGAACUUAAACCACAACAUAUCUCUAAUAGAAUCAAUUAGAGCAAUACAAAAAAAGUAUAACUUAGAUCAUAAUCCUAUUCAUUUACAGAUAAAGGAAACUAUAAAUAAAAUUAUUAGUAAGAAUACAGAGAUUGAUAAUAUUAAUGAGAACUAUAUGCAUAAUAAUAAUGAUAAUAAUAACAGCAACAACAGCAGCGACAGCGACAGCAAUAAUAACAGUAAUAAUAUUAAAUUAAUAAAACCAAUGACUCCUGAAGUUUCUCCAUAUAUAGAAAUCUUACAAGGAUUUGAAAAAUUUGCAUUAGAGAAUCGGGAUAAUGAGAUAAUAGAUGAAGAAUCAGACAAUAAAGAUGAAGGUACUCCAGGACAAAGUAAUACAUCAAAUAUUAGCCAAGAUAUAGAAUCAGACUAUUCAAAAUCACCGACAAGUUCAUUGUUUUCAGAUGUAACUGUUAAACUCUCUCAAAAUACUAGCAUAAUAACAUCAAUAGAUGAUAUUGAACAUUCAACAGACACCGAACAACAUUUGAGAUCGAAAAAAUCUUUAAGUCAAUUGAGAUCUUCAAUGAAGGUUAAAGAUAAAACUGCAUUAUUCGAAAUGAUGUCUAACGAAGAAUCAAUUGUAUUUGAUAACAUUCUAACCAAUUACAACAUCGAUUUAGAUAUAGUCGAAAACUUACCAAGAACUAAUACUCCAACAGCACCUUCGGGUACAAAGAGGAAUAUAUCACAAGGAUAUUUAGAUGUUCUCACCAGAAGCAAUGAUCAAAUAGAUAAAUCAUAUCUAUCAAAGGCUUCAGAUACGAAUAAAAUUAAUGAAAGACAUUUAAGAAGAAAACUUAAGGCAAUUAUAAAGGACAAUAAUAAAAUAAGUUAUGAAAAUAUAUAA
This is a messenger RNA of Vanderwaltozyma polyspora DSM 70294, 1155 nucleotides long. It is a transcript of the gene MFB1, whose product is annotated as Mfb1p. Bases 1 to 1155 code for a protein of 384 amino acids. The transcript has a single exon. Gene Ontology annotation, molecular function: protein binding. The record is from RefSeq and is a predicted model, not a curated record. NCBI's taxonomy places the organism in Eukaryota, Fungi, Ascomycota, Saccharomycetes, Saccharomycetales, Saccharomycetaceae.